Molecule: messenger RNA, 3580 nt
Organism: Hipposideros armiger (great roundleaf bat)
Lineage: Eukaryota; Metazoa; Chordata; Mammalia; Chiroptera; Hipposideridae
Gene: SIK1
Product: salt inducible kinase 1
Exons: 14
Coding region: 162-2510 (782 amino acids)
Biological process (GO): microtubule cytoskeleton organization; protein phosphorylation; intracellular signal transduction
Cellular component (GO): cytoplasm
Molecular function (GO): ATP binding; tau-protein kinase activity
Source: RefSeq, a predicted model, not a curated record
CGGCCUCAGAGCUGACAUGCGGCGCGGCCCGGCCGGCGGCGGCAGAGGCGACCGGAGCAGCAGGCGCCCGAGCUGCGCGAGCGACCGAGCAGUCGGUGGGGCCGUGGGGCGAGCGGCGUCCCGGCCUCGGAGCCCCGGGGGUGGCGGAGGUGCCCGGAGCCAUGGUGAUCAUGUCUGAGUUCAGCGCGGCCCCCGCGGGCGCCGGCCAGGGCCAGCAGAAGCCCCUCCGGGUGGGCUUCUACGACAUCGAGCGGACCCUGGGCAAGGGCAACUUCGCGGUGGUGAAGCUGGCCCGGCAUCGAGUCACCAAGACCCAGGUUGCAAUAAAAAUAAUCGAUAAAACACGCCUAGAUUCAAGCAAUUUGGAGAAAAUAUACCGUGAGGUUCAGAUCAUGAAGCUUCUGAAUCAUCCUCAUAUCAUUAAGCUUUACCAGGUUAUGGAAACAAAGGAUAUGCUUUAUAUUGUCACUGAAUUUGCAAAAAAUGGAGAAAUGUUUGAUUACUUGACUUCCAACGGGCACCUCAGUGAGGAGGAAGCACGGAAGAAGUUCUGGCAGAUCCUAUCGGCCGUGGAGUACUGCCACAGCCAUCACAUCGUGCACCGGGACCUCAAGACCGAGAACCUGCUGCUGGACGGCAAUAUGGACAUCAAGCUGGCAGACUUUGGAUUUGGGAAUUUCUACAAGUUGGGAGAGCCCCUGAAUACAUGGUGUGGGAGCCCCCCGUAUGCAGCCCCGGAAGUCUUUGAAGGGAAGGAGUACGAAGGCCCCCAGCUGGACAUCUGGAGCCUGGGAGUCGUGCUGUACGUUCUCGUCUGCGGGUCCCUUCCCUUCGACGGGCCCAGCCUGCCAGCUCUGAGGCAGCGGGUGCUGGAGGGCCGGUUCCGUAUCCCCUUCUUCAUGUCUCGAGACUGCGAGACGCUGAUCCGGCGCAUGCUGGUGGUGGAGCCUGGCAAGCGCAUCACCCUGGCCCAGAUCCGGCAGCACCGGUGGAUGCAAGCCCACCCCUGCCCGCCGCCCGCCUGCCCCGCGAUCGGCUACAGCUCCAACCUGGGUGACUACGACGAGCAGGUGCUGGGCAUCAUGCAGACCCUGGGCGUGGACCGGCAGAGGACCGUGGAGUCCCUGCAGAACAGCAGCUAUAACCACUUUGCGGCCAUUUAUUACCUCCUCCUGGAGCGGCUGAAGGAGUACCGCAGCCCCCCCAAGCCGUCCCGGACCCGCCUGGCCCGGCCGCAGAGGCCCCGAAGCUCCGAUCACAGCGGCCUGGAGGUGCCUCAGGAAGGCCUCCCCGGUGACGCUUUCCGGUCCUCUCUGCUGUGCCCGCAGCCCCAAGCCUUGGGCCAGUCCAUCCUGCAGGUUGAAAUGGACUGUGACCUGCACAGCUCGCUCCAGCCCUUGCUCUUCCCUGUGGAUGCCAACUGCAACGGAGUGUUCCGGCAUCGCUCGGCCUCCCCCAGCAGCCUGCUGGAGACGAGCAUCAGCGAGGAGGUCAGGCCGGGCACGGGCGCGGAGGAGGGGCAGCAGGCACAGAGGCCCCUGCCCGGCAGCACAGGCCGGAGGCACACGCUGGCCGCAGUCUCCACCCUCUCCCCGUGCGCCCCUCCAUGUAUACUCAUCUCCUCCUCCUCCUCCUCCUCGGCGAGCCCUUCAGAAGGCACCAGCUCCGACAGCUGUCUCACCUCAGCGGGCAACAGCCCGGUGGGGCUCAGCGGAUGCCUGGCCGCUCAGGGGCUGGUGGGCACCUGCACCCCACUCAGACUGGCCUCGCCACUGCUGGGGGCCCAGUCUGCCACCCCAGUGCUGCAGGCUCAGGGGGCCCUGGGAGGAGCCACCAUGCUCCCCAUCAGCUUCCAGGAAGGCCGGAGGGCUUCGGAUACCUCGCUUACUCAGGGCCUGAAAGCCUUCCGGCAGCAGCUGAGGAAGAACGCAAGGACCAAAGGAUUUCUGGGGCUGAACAAGAUCAAGGGACUGGCUCGCCAGGUGUGCCAGCCCUCCGCCAGCCGAGCCGCGCGGGGCGGCCUGAGCGCCUUCCCGCUGCCGGCGCAGAGCCCGGGCGUACCCUGCGGUGGGGCCAGCAGCCGGGAGGGCAGAGGCCUGCUGGAAGAGGUGCUGCGCCAGCAGAGGUUGCUCCAGUUACAGCACCACCCGGCAGGCCUGCCCGGCUGCCCGCAGGCCCCCCACCCGCCCCCGGCCCCGCUGGUCCUGGCCCCCUGCCACGGUGCCCUCCUUGUGUCAGGACUCCAGAAGGAGCUGGGGUUGGGGCCCUGCCCGCUGCUGCCGCCGCACAUCCUCCAGGCUGGGGUCUCCCCGGUGGGCUCGGCAGCCCAGCUCCUGGACGCCCACCUCCGCAUCAGCGCGGCCUCGGCCCCCCUCCCCACCGCCACGCCGCUGCAGCCACAUUUUGCCAUGCUGCCCCCUGGCUUUGACCCCAUGGGGCUGCCGCAGGGGGACUGCGAGAUGGAGGACCUGACCUCUGGCCAGCUGGGCACCUUCGUCCUGGUGCAGUGAGGGACACGGGCUGCCGCCCUCUGCCCCAAAUGGGCCGCCGACUCCUCGAAGCAAUAAUCUGAGUAUGUGAAGACGUUUCCGGACUCAAAGCCAAUAACUUCCGAGAAGCAAAACAAGCAAUACGUUUGGUGUUUUGGCUUUUUAGUUUAUAUUUUGUUUUAUUUUCUCCUUGCACUGAGCGACUGCUACCAUGAGUCGGGACUGGACAGUUUUUGAAGAAAAAUAAUAAUGGAGGGUGUGUCGUGGGGGUGGGCGGACGGGGUGGGGAAGGAGGGAGUGGAUGAGAGAUGGAUGACAGCUGGCUCGGUGAGUUGGGUCAGGGCCACUGGUGGCAGGAUCGGACCGGCGGCUCCCUGGUCCAUGGGCACGUCGCGUCACGAGCAUUGCCUUGGGCAAAGCCACUGUGUGAGCCCUGCACGUGCGAACGAGUAGGCACGUCUCCACCCAUGUGUGUGCGUGUGUGUGCGCGUUGAGAAGUUUUUUUUUGUUUUUUAGUUAACAAUUAUCUACUUCCGGAAACACUUAGCUUCAAAUGAAAGCUGUGAACUUUCUGCUUUAUGUAUCGGUUUUUAAAAAGCUCUAAGGCCAGCCCAGGAGAAGAUAAUCUACAAAUUCUCGGAAUUCUCUCCCCUGAAGUCAGAACCCACAGGAUCAUUAUACCUUCUUUUUUAGAUGAGACGUUUUAUAAACUGCUCAAGAGUUGGUUUCCAGGAUUCUUUGCAAGAACCUCAAAGGGGCGGGCUGGCUGCAGGGCACUUGCCCAGCCAGAGGAGUUUCCUCCUGCCUCCCGUCUUACUUCCGCUGCUAAUUAAGUUUUUAUGCAUUUCAUUAUCAGGGUCCAAAAAGAACAGCUGACUGGGGAAUGUGCAAUACGGAGGCCUGGGCUUGGGAGGCGCAGGCGUAAGGGGGUCACGGCGGUGGCGGGCCUGCCCUGGUGGGUGGCAGCCCCCCCUUACCCAGGCCCCUUGUUAGGCUUUCGUUCAUGAAAAUGAAAUGACAGGUCAGGUCAGUAUUGUUCAAGCUUUGCUCCUUUUUUUUUUUUUUUAAAGCAAAUACUGUAUAUGUAUAUA